Messenger RNA from Pseudogymnoascus destructans, 1059 nucleotides. RefSeq lists its product as uncharacterized. NCBI's taxonomy places the organism in Eukaryota, Fungi, Ascomycota, Leotiomycetes, Thelebolales, Thelebolaceae. Bases 1 to 1059 code for a protein of 352 amino acids. The transcript has 2 exons. The record is from RefSeq and is a predicted model, not a curated record.
AUGGUAUCAUGGGGGACCAUCAAGUCGGUCCUUAUGUUCUUUGGGCCUAUGCUCCUACCCAAGGCCAUCGGAUACUACCGAUCGUUCCGAGAAAACGCGAAGAAACCAGGACGGCCGAUUCGACCGGUGCCUCCUGCCGUGUCUAGAGCGCUAGGAAUUCUCUUCGUCAUAGCCGUCAUCCUACUCAUCGCGACACUCCCGAUGUUCUCGGAGGAGAACAUCUUCUCAAAGACACAAUCCCGCAUACAGAUACCCCUGGACGUACUGUUAACACGCCUCACAGCCAUACGACCGAAUGGCCUGACCGAACUGGACCUCCGGUUGCGCGAGAAACUCGUUUCUCUCGAGUCGAAACUCCUCUACCUCAAAUUCGGCCCCGAUGCUAUAGGCAACUGCCUGUUUUGCAAGGCGGACGAUCAUAAAAGUUUUUACUACUAUACCAUGUCAUCCGUGCUCACACCGCAUGUCUUCAACCUCGCUGUGCUGGCAGCAGCUACCUCGGGGAUGUUUGUUGGCGAGGAAGGCACAAUGUGGAGGCGGUUUGCUACGAUUUGCUCGGUCAUUAUCGCUGUGGUGGAUAUGUCAUACCUCUCCAAGUACGACCACAAGUUGAACGCGAAGGCGACACGUUUGGAAGACCUGGAUAUGUUCUUCUGGAGGACCCACACAUACCGCUACAUUGCUCUCGCCGGCCUCGACGGCCUAAUAGGCUGGCUGCUAUACCUCUCCUCCACGAACCGCGCAUUCGUCAUCCCCGUCUCCCCAGCCGAGAGCCUCGAGGCUGCGACGAAAGUUUUGGAUUCCGCGAGGUCCAAGAUGAGUGCUGCGGCUGUGUUGUUGAACACGGUCAACAGGGACGAGGGCCUGCGCGGGAGGGCCAACGGGUACUGGGUGAAUGAGACCAGGGUGAUGAGCGAGAUUAUGGCGGAUAGGGAAGUGGUGGACAGUGUGAAUAACACGCUGCAGAGCCGAGUAAAUAUGGCGGCGAUAACGUCGGAUGCUGAUUCUUAUACGAAGAACAUGAUGGGGAGCUUCCAGUCGAUGGAAGCAGCGGCUUAG